Molecule: messenger RNA, 244 nt
Organism: Podospora bellae-mahoneyi
Lineage: Eukaryota; Fungi; Ascomycota; Sordariomycetes; Sordariales; Podosporaceae
Exons: 2
Coding region: 23-244 (73 amino acids)
Source: RefSeq, a predicted model, not a curated record
UGAAAAUAGGAUUCACCGUCCAAUGCCUCUACAACGUCUCCCUGCUGCCGGGCGCAGCUGGGGGUGUUUGAUGCAGAACGAGCUGACGAAUAAGACGAUGGCCUUUCAUGAGUCACGAGAUUUCAAAGCAGCGCACAGGCACAAGGCAAGAAAGAAGGCGGCCAAAAUGGAACCGUUCCGGAAGGGCUUCACCGCUGCUGUAAUCCCAGAGGACCCUGUGGAUUGGCUGCCGCCGUUGAAAUAA